This is a messenger RNA of Aedes aegypti (yellow fever mosquito), 2230 nucleotides long. RefSeq names its product cyclic AMP response element-binding protein B (gene CrebB). NCBI's taxonomy places the organism in Eukaryota, Metazoa, Arthropoda, Insecta, Diptera, Culicidae. Gene Ontology annotation, biological process: regulation of transcription by RNA polymerase II. The coding region runs from base 853 to 1740 and encodes 295 amino acids. Gene Ontology annotation, molecular function: RNA polymerase II cis-regulatory region sequence-specific DNA binding; DNA-binding transcription factor activity, RNA polymerase II-specific; protein binding. The transcript has 6 exons. The record is from RefSeq and is a predicted model, not a curated record. Gene Ontology annotation, cellular component: transcription regulator complex; nucleus.
CGCUCGCUAGUUUCGUUUGAGUGCUCGCGACGAAUAUGACGAAUUUUGGCUUGCUGUUUCCCAUCACCGUCGUCUCAGUCGCCGUCGUCGUCGUCGUUUGUCGUCGAUAGCAGUCAUAGGAGGAAUAGCAAGAGUAAUAAUUGCAGAGCAGCUGUAUAGAUAGUGCGGAGGGUAGAUCGAAGGAGGCGCGCAAACACACGCCGUCUAUUGCUAUCGAGACUCUUUGGUUACGUAGUGGACCCCUCGCUUUGGGUGACGGAGUAGGCGGUGAUUCGCGGAUUCUUACGGAGCCAAUAGGUGGAUUAGUCGCGCGAUUCAGUAGUGUGUGGUGAAGUGAGAGCGACGUGAUGUGCUUGGUGGUGUUGGAACGACUGGUUGGGUAGAGUGUAUUGGUGAAAAUUGUUGACGUGUGUACUUACCUACAUCAUUGCGAUAUAGAGAAGUAAUUUUUUGUGGAUCGCGCUCGGUUUGUAGUGACGGAGCAGUAUACGUAAGAGACAAAAACGAGCAUCGAUUAGUGGACUUUCCGACACGAUUCCCGCGUCCAGGGCUGUCACGACCCGUUGGACUGAGUGUAAGUGAGUGAUUUGAGAGGCUGACAACCCUCGCCAUUAGCGGUUGCUUCACCGGAAGCGUCCGCUUUCCCUUAAGCCGUUGGUGAUUCGGUAGACUCUUUUUCGUGAGGGCUCCCGCCAAACCCCCCGAAAAAAAACCCCGCACGCUUGCCCGCCCACCGCCGCCACCUCCUCUGGGCACGCUGACCAAACAACGACCAAAAUCGCUACAACCCUGGCAAAACUGGCGGGCAACUCGCGAGGAGGAGGCGGGCUUUGGCAGCUGAAGCAGGAGGCCAUGGACAACAUGGUCGAGGAGAAUGGAUCCUCCUCGAUGGACCCGCUGGGAGCUUCCGGCGGCGGUUCGUCCGAUCAUCAACAACAGCACCAGCAACAGCACAGCAGUAGUAGUUCGGGGGCGGGGCCAGCGUCCCGGCUCAACAACUCCAGUGGGCCCAACGUCGGCGAAAAUCUCACCUCGUCCGCAAAUGUUGUACAAAUCCUGCCGCCGUCGCACACCUCCAGUGGCAGCAUCCAGGCACAAUCAGUCAUACAGCAGAACCAGCAAUCGGUGAUACAAACCGCAGCCGGCCAGAUACCUGCUCUACCCCGAGGCGUAUUAUUAGUGUGUAACAAACCUAGCUCAGUCAUUCACACCACGCAAGGCAGUUUGCAGGCUAUCCAGAUCAAACCAGAGCCGCACGUCGGCAGCGGUGGCAGUAUCAUGACCGAUACCAACAGUGACGAUACGAUGUCCGAUGACGAGGCCUCGCCAAAGAAGCGAAGAGAUUUACUAACACGACGACCCUCCUAUCGUAAGAUUCUGAGCGACCUCGGCGGAGCGGAAAUUGCAAAUGCCCAUGGCGAUGGCUCAGGACUGCAUGCGUUAGCAGCGACCGGCGGUGGCGUAGUGCAAUAUACCCAGGCCCAGGAUGGUCAAAUUUACGUACCUCAUCUUUUUCCCAAUGCAGUCAUCGGCGGCAACGUGCAGCUAGAGGACCAGUCCCGCAAGCGGGAGAUGCGCCUUCAGAAGAACCGGGAAGCAGCCCGCGAGUGUCGGCGCAAGAAGAAGGAAUACAUCAAGUGCCUGGAGAACCGAGUGGCCGUGUUGGAGAACCAGAACAAAGCCCUCAUCGAGGAGCUCAAAUCCCUCAAAGAGCUCUACUGCCAGCAGAAGAACGAUUGAGAUGCCGAUUGAGAAGAAGAAGACGCAAGAAGACAAUAGUCGGCGCUCGUCACGACUACCAAGUACCAUUUCUUGAACUAUUACGACUAGGACUUCAAUCAACAAAAGCGAUGCCGUGGAUGUGGUUUGUUACCGACCGCAGGGUUCGAAAGGACCCCCUAAAAGAACGGUAGACCAACCACCAAACCACAAAUACACGCAAACCUACACCACACCACAACCACCAUCCAAUAGGAUCAAUGCCUGCGUCCAUUUUGAACGCAUUUGCGGGCCCCUUUUUCCCCCGAAAAAAAAAAAACAAGGGGGAUACAACUUCAGAGAAGACAAAGAUGGCCGACGCAGUUCAGCAGUAUGUGACAUUCACACAUACCCAAAUCAAUUGAAAUCCAUCCAGCAGAGAAGAAAAAAUAUACUAAGCAGAAACCAGAGAGAAAACUAAGAUUUAUUGUUUGACGGACCCCUCGGUUCGGUUGCCAUCAGCGAAAGAUUU